UAUAAACUCCACAGAUCUCCCCAUUCUGUGAGAUGCAGAGAUAAUAAACAACAACCACUGAGACCAAAACCAUUAACCAUUACAAAUCCGAAACUGUCACACCGUUUCCUUUGUCUUCUUCUUCUUCUUCUUCUCUCUGCUUAAAAAUCUUUCAAUCUUUAUCUUCCUUUUUCUUGUUUCUCUAAAUCUUGAAAAAAUCAAGAAAAUUACACAACCCAAGGUUUCUUUAUUUUUUUUAAUAUACGACUAUGGGUACUGGUUGGCGAAGAGCAUUUUGCACCACCGCUCCUAGAAACAGCGACGUAGCACCGCCGGAUCUUGACAAGAACCAUGCCGGGUAUAAUCUCAGCCCUAGUCCUAGCCCAAGAAGUUGCGUUAAGCUAGCGUUUCUCUCCGGUGGAAGUAACCCUUCAACUCCCCGACCGAGUUCUAGUCCUGGCUUACGUUGUCGGACGAACGAUGCCGAGACUCCCACGGCGGAACAUAUUCCGACUCCAAGAUCGGCUACGAAGAGUCCGAGACUGUCUUUGGCCGGUAGCUCUAACCCUUCUUCGCCUCGGUCGCCGUUAAAGCUUUCUCUGUUCCGGAACAGCUUCAAAUUCAGAAGUAGUUGUGGGAUAUGUUUGAACAGCGUGAAAACAGGGCAAGGUACGGCGAAAUAUACGGCGGAGUGUUCACACGCAUUUCAUUUCCCUUGUAUUGCCGACUACGUACGUAAACACGGCAAGCUUGUUUGUCCUGUUUGUAGUUCUGUCUGGAAAGAUGCUUCUCUCCUUGCUCCUCAUCGGAAUACUACUGAGUCUCCCUCUCCCGUCGACGACUCUGUUCCUGUAAUCCAAGAGAAGCGUGUUGUUGUUGCGUCUUCUCCUAGAGCUAAACCGAGGCUAAAGCAAAGUGAAUAUUCAAGAUUUUACGACGAUGAUGAGCCUUUGCUUUCGCCGAGGUUUGUUACUAUACCUGAAGCUGAUGAGAAUUGUGGAGGAGAAGAGGACGAUGACGUGGCUCAGUUCAAGGGAUUUGUGGUCAAUCCAAACCCUUCUUUCGCCGUCAAAACUCAUGAGAUUCCACCUAGUGGUCGAGACUUUGGAAACGUGCAGGUGAGUUUGUUGCCAGAAGCUGCCGUUGUCUCUGUUGGGUGUGGUUACGAGACUCGUGCAGUGGCUCUUACGGUGAAGGCGCCACCACCUUUAGCUGCUAGAGGAGGGGUAGGUCGUAGGCUAUUAGAUCCGUCUCAACGUGCGCCGGUGGAUCUUGUGGUUGUAGUUGACGUAGGUGGAACAAUGAACGGUGCAAAACUUCAUAUGGUCAAACGAGCAAUGAGGCUUGUGAUAUCAUCCCUCGGCUCUGCUGAUCGUCUCUCAAUCGUUUCCGUCGUCACGACUGCUCCCAAGAGACUCCUCCCGCUGAAGAGAAUGACGGAGAACGGGAAACGCUCCGCCGGAGCCGUGGUUGACGGGUUGCUUUGUGGUCAAGUUUCUAAUACAAGCGAUGCAUUGAAAAAAGCGUCGAGAGUUCUUGAAGAUCGUAGGGAGAGAAACCCAGUAGCGAGCAUCGUACUUUUAUCGGACGGUCAGGGUCAGUCGAGUAAAGUCCACACAAAUCAACGGUCAACAGUUACCCAUGUGGGAUCAACACGUUUUGCCCACAUAGAAAUCCCUGUUACUGAGCAUGGCUUCGGAGAGAGUGGUGGGUGUAGCAAUGCCCCAGCAGAAGAAGCCUUUGGAAAAUGCAUAGGAGGAUUACUUAGCGUAGUGGUUCAAGAUCUCAGGAUCCAAAUCCGAGUUGGAUCAGGAUCUGGACCAUGUGAGAUCUCAGCCGUUUAUCUAUGUAACGGACGGCCUACGUUGGUGAGUUCUGGUUCCGGGUCAGUCCGGCUUGGGGACCUCUACGCAGGCGAGGAAAGAGAGCUUCUAGUGGAGCUUAGGGUGCCGUCAACAGCCACUAGGGCGAACCAAGUUUUGUCAGUUAGAGGUCUUUAUAAAGACCCAUCGACACAAGAAGUUGUGUAUGGACGGGACCAAUCUCUACGAGUUCCCCAAGCCGUUAGAUCAACAUCAUCAUCUCCUAGAAUCGAACGGCUAAGAAGCCUCUUCAUCGCAACACGGGCUGUAGCAGAGUCAAGGAGGCUAGUGGAGUACGGGGAAUGCACAAGCGCACACCACUUGCUUACGUCGGCGCGUGCGUUACUAGGCCAGUCAGGAACGGCGGAGGCGGCGGAGUACGUAAAAGUCGUGGAGGCAGAGCUUGUAGAAGUACAAUGGAGAGGACAACAACUAAUGGAGUACCAAAACCAGCACCAGCAGCAACAUAUCCAACGGCGGAGAGGGAGCGAGAGAGAGACGAAUACGAUGAUGAUGCUGAUGGAUGAGAAUGGUGAGCCGUUGACUCCAGCAUCAGCGUGGAGAGCGGCUGAGAAAUUGGCUAAGUUGGCUAUGAUGAAGAAGAGCGACUUGCACGGCUUCGAAAACGCUAGGUUUUAAUAAUACGUUAUAUUAACUUUUGUUUUACGAAUAAAUAAAAUUUUUAGUAUUCUGAGAAUACAGAGGAAAAUGUGAAUUAAGUCAGAGAGACUCAGAGUUACAUAAUAGCAGGCGGCACAUUACUUUUAAUUUAUUAUUACACGUAAAGAUCAUUUAAGAA
This is a messenger RNA of Capsella rubella, 2640 nucleotides long. RefSeq lists its product as uncharacterized. The record is from RefSeq and is a predicted model, not a curated record. Lineage: Eukaryota; Viridiplantae; Streptophyta; Magnoliopsida; Brassicales; Brassicaceae. The transcript has 2 exons. Bases 249 to 2480 code for a protein of 743 amino acids.